Molecule: messenger RNA, 1090 nt
Organism: Spirodela intermedia
Lineage: Eukaryota; Viridiplantae; Streptophyta; Magnoliopsida; Alismatales; Araceae
Source: the annotation of a GenBank genome assembly
AUGCUUCUCAUUCUUGUGAGGUGUGCCCAAAAGUCAAGGCCUUGUGAAGUACAUACCAUUUAUGACUCGUGAUAAAUUGUUGAUUAUAGGGCAUCAUCUCACCUAUCUUAAACCCAUGGUUCUGUCAAGUUAGAUGUCCUUAAGACGAUUCUGGGUUCACUACUAUGAGUUGGGGCAAUUGAAUCUAAUAUUUUGCCCUUAGAUUCAUGGCUAAUGGACAAGCGCGCAGCUUGUCCCCAACAUCUCGCUGUCAAGCAAGGCUAUAAGAUUCUAAAUUUUCACCAUUAGCCCACUUUUCCGAGUACAAAAUACUAAAAGUACCCAACUACAUCCGAAUACUUGCCUCUAUAUACUGUACUACUGGUGACCUUUCAAUUUUAUGAUCUCUGUUCAUAUAGAUUAUGAGCGUAGGGCUUGAAUGUAUAGUAACCGUUUCAGAAAUUAUUUUUUUUGAUAUACAUCUACGUCUGAAAUUAAUUUCCUAAUUUCUAAUAGCCUACUGUAGUCAAAUGGGUUUGAAAAAUUACUCACUAGGGAGUUGAAUAGCUGUCCAAAUUUCUCUUUUCACGAGGAUUAUUUUCCUUUGUUUCGUUCCACUCAAAGGGUUGGACAAUGAGCCAUCUCUAACCAUUGAACUAGGUAAAUUUGAAUGCCUUGAUACUGCCUAGCUCUCAAUUAAUGUUUUGUAGGCCACAAGUACCAUAAUCGUGCGGGAGCACAAAUUGCAUUGUACCCCAUGAAGUUGCACUGUAGCAUAUAGAUCAUGAAUUAUAGCACAGAGGGAGGCGGGGGCCAGAACCGAUCGAUGCGAUUUGCUCGAUAUCUGUGGUCAUUAGAGAUGAGUCCAACAGAAGCCAUCUUCAAAGACCCAUCAAUCCCAUUACAGAGCCCAUCCACGUCACAGCUUCUGAUCCGUGGCAGUUCCGACGGCAGGCGGGACCGGAUUGUGGUGGUGAUGACAAAGUACGACGGCGAGGGGCUCUUCUCAUCCGACUGGAUCGACGCCGUCCUGGGCAUACGGGGGAAGAACCUGUCAGUCGAGAAGAAGGGCACCGCAUCCUGGAAGCCUCUGCCUCUGCCCUCGCAAUAA